AUGGCGCCUCACAGUGAAGGGGAGACUUGGGGAGGACACCAUGAAUCUCUGGAACUGACUUCGCGCGACGAUGCGCAAGACGCCAACCUGCUCACUGGCCGCGUUGUCAAUAGGGGCAAGUACCAGGUCUCGAACCUUCUGGGCCAUGUGAUCCCGUCGACAUUACGCUAUACUUCAUAUCGACGCGCGCCAUCACCUUCUCGCCGACGUCCAAGAUUCUGCGGCCGGAGUCUGGCCCGGUCAUGUGUGUCACUAUCCUACAUCACCCUGGUCAUCGUGAUACUAUAUUCGAUCACCGGCUUCAUCUUCUUCCCAAACUAUAGCACCUUACCGCCGCAGUACGAAGCAUUGCGCGAACAAGCGACCAGUUCGAACGCGCCGGGAAGUGGCAAUCCUAAGCAACAGAAAGUGUUCAUUGCAUCGAACCUGUAUGACCCGCACGGCCAACUUGCUGAUGGGCCAUGGGCCGACAACGUGCUGCGACUCAUCCAUCUCUUGGGCCCUGACAACACCUACUUGUCGAUUUACGAGAACGAUUCUGGAGAUGUCGGCAGCGACGCCAUGGAUAGACUGCGAGCCAAGACACCAUGCAACAAUACUUUGGUUGUUGAGGAUCACCUCGACCGCUCGGGACUUCCGAAGAUCACGCUUGUUGAUGGCAGGAAGCGAGUCAAACGGAUCACAUACCUUGCGGAGGUCCGCAACAAAGCCUUGGAACCACUGGCCGAUGCAGAAACAAUCUUCGACAAGGUAUUGUUUCUGAAUGAUGUGUACUUCGAUCCUGUGGAGAUCCUGCAGCUGAUAUUCGCAACGAAUGACGGCAACUACCGCGCUGCGUGCGCGGUCGACUUCAUCAAUCCUUUUAAGUUCUACGACACGUUUGCAUCCCGCGACCUGGGAGGAUACAGUAUGGGUGUACCGUUCUUUCCAUGGUUUUCUCGAGGUGGCGACCCACGUACUCACGACGACGUUAUCCAAGGCAAAGACGCAGUACGGGUACGGAGCUGUUGGGGUGGUAUGGUUUCGUUCGAUGCAACGUUCUUCCAACCGAGCGAUGAAAAGAUCGCACCAAUCACGGCGUCUGAGAUCAGUCCGGCUAAUUUGUCUGCCCCGUAUCGCUUCCGGGCCGAAGAAGACACAUACUGGGAAGCCUCGGAGUGCUGUCUGAUUCAUGCAGAUAUACAGAGCCCAGAUCACGAGCAGUCAGGGAUAUUCAUGAACCCUUUCGUCCGAGUGGGCUAUACACCAAGGACGCACGCCUGGCUGGGAUUCACUAAGCGCUUCGAGGCGCUUUAUACGCCAGUCCAUUAUCUCGUCGAUAUCAUCGCCGGCUUUCCUCAUCACAACGCUCGCAGGGAGGAAGAGCCUUGGUCUGAAGUCGACGAGGUCGUCUGGGUUAUCGACGAGAGCUUGGAAGAAGGCGGAUCAUUCCAGCAAGUGACCAGACUGGCUAGUCAUUCGGCAUUUUGUGGCCACCGAGCCCUGUCAGUGAUGAACGAGGAGUAUUCUGGAGAGGUGGACAUCGACAGCUACGAAAAGAUACCGCUUCCAUCAGGAGGGCUCCCUUCGUAG
This is a messenger RNA of Cyphellophora attinorum, 1572 nucleotides long. RefSeq lists its product as uncharacterized. Lineage: Eukaryota; Fungi; Ascomycota; Eurotiomycetes; Chaetothyriales; Cyphellophoraceae. The coding region runs from base 1 to 1572 and encodes 523 amino acids. The transcript has a single exon. The record is from RefSeq and is a predicted model, not a curated record.